Messenger RNA from Hyaena hyaena (striped hyena), 4353 nucleotides. RefSeq names its product ZXD family zinc finger C (gene ZXDC). Gene Ontology annotation, biological process: regulation of transcription by RNA polymerase II. Lineage: Eukaryota; Metazoa; Chordata; Mammalia; Carnivora; Hyaenidae. Gene Ontology annotation, cellular component: nucleus. Gene Ontology annotation, molecular function: transcription coregulator activity. The record is from RefSeq and is a predicted model, not a curated record. The transcript has 11 exons. The coding region runs from base 48 to 2756 and encodes 902 amino acids.
GGCGCUUCCUCCGAGGCGGCGGCUGGGACGCCGCGGCUGGGCCCAAGAUGGACCUUCCGAAGCUGCUGGCCGCGCCGACCGCGCGCGGACCCCAACAUGGCGGCGGCGGCGGCCCCGGCCGGCUGCGCCGAGGCCCCGGGCCGCCGCCCGGCCCCGGCCCCGCGCGCCGCCGGCUGCUGCUGCUGCGGGGCCCCGAAGAUGGCGGGCCGGGGCCGCUGCGCGGGGAGGCCCGGGCGGCGUCGGAGGGCCCGCGGCCGAGUCCCCCGCCCCCGGAGGACGGCGGCGACUCCUUCGUGGUGCUGCUGGAAGUGGCGCGCGGCGCCGCGGCCGAGGCGCCCGGGCGGCGGGAGGUCGGGGCCAGCGCCGGCGCGAGCCCGGCCGGCCGGCCCCAGCAGGGCCCCAGCGGCGCGGCGGCCGCCGCCCCCGAGCCCGCGGCGGGCCUCGCGGGCCUCGCGGGCACCGUCACCAUCAACAGCCAGGACCUGCUGGUGCGCUUCGACCGCGGCGUCUUCACGCUGGCCGCCGCGCCGCCGCCGUCCGGCCAGCCGCCCCGGGGCCCGCCCGCGCCCCCGCCGCCGCCGGGGGGCGAGGAGGCCGCCAGCCCGGCCGAGGGCAGCCGCGGCCCCCCGGGCCCCGGCCCCGCCGGCUACCGCUGUCCCGAGCCGCAGUGCGCGCUCUCCUUCGCCAAGAAGCACCAGCUCAAGGUGCACCUGGUGACGCACGGCAGCAGCCAGGGCCGGCGGCCCUUCAAGUGCCCGCUGGACGGCUGCGGCUGGGCCUUCACCACGUCCUACAAGCUCAAGCGGCACCUGCAGUCGCACGACAAGCUGCGGCCCUUCGGCUGCCCCGUGGGCGGCUGCGGCAAGAAGUUCACCACCGUGUACAACCUCAAGGCGCACAUGAAGGGCCACGAGCAGGAGAACUUGUUCAAGUGCGAGGUGUGCUCCGAACGCUUCCCCACGCACGCCAAGCUCAGCUCCCACCAGCGCAGCCACUUCGAGCCCGAGCGGCCCUACAAGUGUGACUUUCCCGGCUGUGAGAAGACCUUCAUCACGGUGAGCGCCCUGUUCUCCCAUAACCGAGCCCACUUCCGGGAACAAGAGCUCUUCUCCUGCUCCUUUCCCGGGUGCAGCAAACAGUACGACAAAGCCUGUCGCCUGAAGAUUCACCUGAGGAGUCACACGGGUGAAAGACCUUUUGUUUGCGACUCCGACAGCUGCGGCUGGACCUUCACCAGCAUGUCCAAACUCCUGCGGCACAAAAGGAAGCACGACGACGAUCGGAGGUUUACAUGCCCCGUGGAAGGCUGCGGGAAGUCCUUCACGAGAGCAGAGCACCUGAAAGGUCAUAGCAUCACCCACCUGGGCACAAAGCCAUUCGAGUGUCCUGUGGAAGGGUGCUGUGCCAGGUUCUCCGCCCGCAGCAGCCUCUACAUCCACUCCCGGAAACACCUGCAGGGCGUGGGCGCCCCGAAGAGCCGCUGCCCGGUCUCCAGCUGCAGCAGGCGCUUCGCCUCCCAGCACAGCAUGAAGGCGCACGUGGUCCGUCAGCACAGCCGGCGCCCAGAUCUCUUCCCCCAGCUUGGAGCUGCGAGUUCUCUUCCACACAGCAGUGAGCUCGGCAGCCCAGGCCAGAGCGAGCUCAACAACAUCGACCUGGCAGCGCUCUUCUCUGAUGCUCCCGGGGACGGCGGGCGUGCCGCGGGGGCCUCGGAGGAGGCGCUGAGCUCGGGCAUCUUGACUGUUGACGUCACCUCUGUGAGCUCCUCCCUUGGCGGGAACCUCCCUGCGAAUAAUAGUUCCUUGGGGCCCAUGGACCCGCUUGUGCUGGUGACCCACAGUGACGUUCCUCCAAGCCUGGACGGCCCUCUGGUCCUUGGGACAGCGGCCACAGUUCUUGAGCAAGGCAGCUUCAGUGUGGACGACAUGCAGACGGUCAGCGCGGGGGCGUUAGGCUGUCUGGUCGCGCUGCCCGUGAGGAACUUGAGUCAGGACCCGCAGGCUUUGACCGCAGGAGACUUAGCAGACGGCACCGCUGCGUCGACCUCUCCGAGCCCCCCACCUCGAAGCACCAGUAGCCCGGAGCUGCUGGCUCCCAUCAAAGUGGAACUGGACUCGCUCCCGGGCCCCGAUCCCGUCAGGCAGCAGGAGCGGAGCCGAGGGGCGCCCCGGUUGGCGCCCUGCAGUCCUGCGGAGAAGCACAGUCCCCAGAAAGACGCGGGGUUCAGUGCGGGGACCGGCACCUUCUAUUUGCUGUGUGACGUUGGGCUGCCUCGAUUCUCUGAGCACAGAAGGUGUGUGGUGAAUGGGUUACAGGAAAGUGGGGGCUCAGCAAGAACUGAUUCCCGAGCCAUUCAUCUAGCCAAGAAAAAAAAGCAGAAAGGAGCUGGGAGCGAUGCAGGCGCGUCGGGGUCUGCUCAGAGGAAAGCGAAAGGUGGCAGAGUCAGCCCUACCCACGUGUACGCAAGCCAGACUGGCUGGUUGUGCGGGAACCUCGUGGUGCCCGGUGGAAGUGUGCCGGGACCAGCUCCAGCCGCCGGGGUCCAGUGUGUCCAGGUCCGGUUACUGCAGGACGACCCCGCAGGCGACACGGUCUCGCCGGUGCUCCGCCCGCAGCUCCCCACCCUCCCGCCGCUGCUCGCCGUGGGCGCACCCGUCUACGUCCUGCAGGAGGUGCUUCCUGCCGCUGGAGGGGCCGCCGGGUCUGAGGACGUGCAGUGCGCCGGGAGCACCAUCAACCCCCAGGACCUGCUGUGACAGCAGCCCUCUGCCCGGGGGCCCCCCCAGACCCCAUCCCGGGCUCUCGCAGGCCUGAGUGAGCCCCCACGUGGUCUCCGCUCAGGAGGCCAGCCGAGUUCUUUGGAGACUUUAGGGCACGUUUUUCCAAAAUCUGUUUCUUACGUGAUAUCGUGAACCCGUUUGGGGCUGUAUGAGCUGCACCUGCCUCCUCCGAGCGGCGUACGGCCUGAGGCGAGGGUUGUGUCAGGCAGAAGCGCACCCCUUUUCCCAUUCGGCUGUGCACCCACAGCCUUUGUCCCGUUUGACCCAAGCUGUGGGGCCCCUGCUGCGUUAAAGCCCGGACUUCUGCCGGAAGUCGGGUCAGGCGCAGGUUCCCCAGUCAAGGACCGUUGUGUCCGUAGCAAACCUAAGUGGGGGCUUUGAGCUUAGCUUUGAGCGUGUUAGCAUUUGGCCUGAGACGGGCCUGGAAACCAUCUCCCCUUUCCGAGCUAACAGGCUGUCCCCCAGCCCCUCGCGGCUCUGUAGUUGGGUUGAGGUUGUCCCCGUGUGGGGCAGAAGCGGUCCCGUUGUCCCAGCGAUGGCAAAUUCAAAUCCGCAUUUUGGCAGGACCAGGCGGGUGGCUGGCAUGAGGGGAAAGUGGUGGGGGUGAAGUGGGGCACCGGGGGCCCUGUGAGCGGGGCCUCGGCACAGACCAGAUCUGGGGCUCAUAAUUCGGGAAGGCCAGAGCUAAAACUUUAAAGGGAGUUUUUCCAAAUUCUGGAUUUGGAUGUUAACGUUUAACAAUAACUCGUCGGCCCUUUCUGAAGUCACGUCCUGAGCCCUGCAUGUCGCGUGGAGGCCGGGAGAGGGGCCAGCGUGCUCGCUGCCAUGGCUGCAGAGGUGCGCCCGCCGGGUCACCAGGCCUUCGUCCCCAGGGCAGUCUGUCUGGCGGAGCAGGCGAGCUGGCACCUUGCACGUAUUUAUUUGUGUGUCAGCGGGACCGGAUGCGGGGGCACGCAGGAUGCUGGCGUUUUUGCCUUGUGCCUUUUGAACUGCAUGUUUGUUCAGAUGCUGUUUUGGUUCUUGGACUUGGACUUGUCCAAACUCUGUUUUGUGUUUUUUCAUUUCUUGGUUUCUGGACUUGGGCUUUUGGGAGUGACCCCACCGUCUGGUUGUGAGUCAUCUCUCUGUCCUGCUCCGAGGUGCUGUCUGUCCAGGGAGCUGCUCCACCCAGAGGGACUUGGGCCCCGUUUAUCAGUGGUCUUUACCCACAGGACUCUGUGCCGCGCCUUAGCCUCCAGGUCGCCCAGAAGUCCCCCCCCCCCCCACGAGGAGCCAGCCUGCCUGCCAGCAUGGCCUUGGGGGCAGGUGGCCUACUGACCACACCGUGCUGUCCUUCUGAUGGGGGCAGGGGGCGGGCUGCCGGGACAUUCUCCCAGGGGUGUGUCGCUGCACCUUCCCCGGAGCGCCCCCUGUGAGCGCCCACCACUGUGAAGCAACCGGUACUGGCUGUCCGUGUUCUGGGCACGACGCCCCCGGGGGCGAGGGCCCCACGUCUAGUACGGAGGAAUAAAAGUUCUUGUAUAAUCGCGCCGAGGCAUCGCUUGGCUUAAUCCGCAGAACCGUAUGGACGGCA